Molecule: messenger RNA, 3463 nt
Organism: Mercenaria mercenaria
Lineage: Eukaryota; Metazoa; Mollusca; Bivalvia; Venerida; Veneridae
Exons: 24
Coding region: 30-3395 (1121 amino acids)
Source: RefSeq, a predicted model, not a curated record
AUUGUGUCAAUAUUGCUUCUCGCGUUGAAAUGAGCAGGGCGGUAUGUGUUAUCUGGCUAGCAGUAACUGGGGUUGUGCUAGGAGACCCAUGCACAACAAUGGAAGAAAUAAAUGAUUUGCAUCGAAGUGUAGACUAUCAAGUAAAAGAUCGUCAGUACGACCUUUUGAUAUGUGACCGGCGUAUUAAGCAAACAUGGUAUAAGUUUAGCCAAGGUAGGACAAUGGCAAACCACUGUGUACAAACAUAUCAUUGCGGAACCCAUAUCCCAUUAUGGCUUAAAGGGACACCUCCUAGUCAGUCGGAUGGUAUUGUUACCAGAGAGGUUUGCGGUGCCAGUGCAGAUGAUAGCGACUGUUGUCAGUACAAAGAUACAAUUCGGGUGAAGAAUUGUGGAUCGUUCUUUGUGUAUGAACUUAAGUCGACACGGGGUUGUUCUAGGGCAUAUUGUGCAGGUACUGGGAACACAUGCCCUAUCGGACAGUGGUCACCAACAGGAUUUCAGCCGGGUUGUAGAGAUAUGUAUCCAAAGAUGACACAGUCACCAACGCUUUCAAAUCCAAUCGUUAAACCGGAUACGUUCGAAUUCAACUGCCAUAUCAAUUUUGAUCCGUCGAAUUCUCAAGUCGGCUUCAAAGUCAGUUGGUUAUUUGACAACAAAACUGAUCCUAAAGUACCUGUUACUGAAAUAAAUGGAAUAACUCGUGAUGUUCAACUCGACCAAAAGUACUUACAUAAUAAUCUAGGAAAAACUCUUAGCUGUAUUGCGGAACCAUUCUUUCUAACAACACCAUUGAAUAAAGGGCCUUAUUUGACUAGCAAUGGGUAUUGGUGUGGAAUAAAGUUCUCGAACACGAGCCUGACGGUAAGAGAAAACGAGCAAUCGAAAAAAGUUCAAGUUAUAUCGACCAUCCCAAUAGUUUGCUCCAAAAAGUCACAGCCGUCUUGCAAAGUUGAAAUUUAUUUGAAAAACAACAAAGGUGAUGCUGUAUUUACCGAAUGCACCCAGAUCCUCAGACCGUCUGACUGGAACAAUAGGACCAACCUAGCAGUUACAGAAUUUGAAGUCCUUGCUGAGAGAGAUUCAAAAAAUGAUGGUGACAAAAAUCUAGCUGUACAUUUUGCAAUGAUCGAUACGGGGGACGGGCCAGAAACUUUCAAUAACUACACACUGCCUAAUCUCUUGAUACACACCAUUGACAAGGAAACAGCAAUGUGCCAAUGUACCAAUGAUCCAUGGUGUCGGACAUUUGAUUCCCAGUUCCAGACUUUAGGACUGAACGGGACUUUACGCGAUUACUUCAUGCUACAACAAGCUGGAGAGUUUACCAUGUAUAAAAGUAAUGCUCCAAAUCGUUUGUUCAAAACAGAAAUUCGAACAAGGACAUGUGGUCGGAAUAAAAGUUUUGGAUAUGGAUCAUGUAUAUGUGCAGUGGCAGCUCAGGAAGGAAACGAUGUUAUUGUAAUUGACAUGUGUCACAGCCAUUUCGGACAUUCGUAUCCACAAGUGACAAUCCCGAAUAAAAACCAGGGAAUGGUAGUGAACAGAAACACGGCCGGCACGGAGUAUCUGGUUGAUUUUCCAUCCGGAGCUCAAGUUCAUGCUAAAGUUUAUCACGGGACAUCUUUAACGGUUUCAGUUACAGCACCAGAGGAUGAUUACGCAGCCACUGCAGGGCUCUGUGGAACGUUUGACAAAAACUUUGAUAAUGAUUUCCAACAUAAAAAUGGCCAAGUUGAUACUUUUUCAUACUAUCCGGAUAAUUUCAUUGAGUCUUGGAGAAUUCCAAUAGGAUCGUCCAUUUUUGACAAUAAAUACAACAUUCAUACAGAUCCAAGGUAUGACAACAGCAUUUAUUACUGUAACUGUAAAAACAACAAACAUCAAGUGGACUGCCGAAUAAGUAAGGGAUCAUUGCCUGCUGUUCAGGCCCGCUGUCCAUCAUGUACCGUGACAACUACACAAAAUCAUAAACAAAGCGGAAAAAAGAAGCGAGCAGCAAUUCAAACUGAUAACGCACCUGUAAACUAUUUCUUCGACUAUGGUCUUGGUCGUCAAGUAAAGAGAAACUACUUUCCAACAUCAAGCGGUAUUACACGAGCGGAUGCAGAGAAGUCGUGUAAAAUGGCAUUUAAUCAAAGCUCAACAAUUAACCAGUGCCAGGCACAUGGUAUUGCGUCGGAUCCCCAUAUCAAAAUGUGUAUAGAAGACCUUAAGUAUUCUGACGAUAAAUCGUUCAUUCGGAUGGCUUUGGAUGCUGCUGUAACAUCUUGUAGUUCACAAAUACUCAAGAACGUAACAUUGUAUGAUAGCCAUGGGAAACCACCAGCAUUCAUCACCACUGAACUAUGUCCGGGUGACUGUUCUGGACACGGGACUUGCAAGAGUGGAACAUGUCUUUGUGACUUUGGCUACUAUGGGGACAGUUGUGAAAUUGAUGCUCGUGAUCCAUCACAUCUGUACUAUUAUGCGAGCGCUGUAGCCGAGGACUCGGUAUUAUGUGACGUUACUAUGAGACCAUGUGAGGUCGCUUAUAUGGCAGGGGAUAAUUUCUUCAACAAUUCACGCUUAUCGUGUAAAGUUAUGGAAUUGAAGUUCAACGGCACGGCAUUUGUUGUAACAGGGAAUCAAUAUACCACUGGUGUGAUUUACAAUAACAUGUAUAAUAUCGGUUGUAAACUGCCACUGAAAUCUUCAGUAGGAGGACACACAGUGAUAGGCUACAACGUUUCUAUUUCUAAUGAUGGAAGGUUUUACAGCAAUGAGGUCAAGGUCAUCAAAAUCGACUCGUCCUGUAUGACAUGUGAUGAUCUUGGUGUUUCCUGUAAAAUUAUGGACCAUGCUUGUAUGAUUGACGGAAAUUGUCGCCGCGCGGGAGAAUUUAAGACGGGAAGUAUGAACCAGAUUUGUGUCCCGUCAAAGAAUAAAGAGUCUUGGACAAUUGCCACUGACACUUCGCCGAUUGUACAAAAGCCAGACUCACUACCCACCGCACCACUUGGAGGUAUAGACCUGGAACGGUUCGACAUUUGGACAAUAUCGAAAACCGGAUGUAAAUGUGGGCAUGACCAAACACAAAGUAAUUGUGCGUGUUGCGACGAGGGCGGAUGUCCAUGUCCAGCUCCAAAUCAACAUCAGUGCGCUGUUUGUGGAAACAUGACUACGUGCGGAACUCCUCAACCUUCCCCGGAAAUGGGAUUAGAUGGUUACACCCUUGCUCUAGCAGACUGCACGUGCAUGUAUGACACCACCCUGUACAACUGCGCAUGUUGUCAAAACCAUGAAAGUUGUCAGUGUGGCGCUGAGCACAAAAACCAGUGUGUUGACUGCAAACACAUGGAUCAGUGUGGAAAAAAGCCAUGGCUCUUUGGACCACCGAUACCACUUCAAGAUUAGGAAUAAAAACAGAGAAAAAUGUAUUGUUUUCAAACCCAGCUUCCGCUGAAAAUAAAAUUUUGAAAUAA